AUGGAAGUAGCGGGCACGUCAAGAGUCACAGAACUGCACAAGCUUGAGGAGUUCCGCCAUCUUGCUUUUGAGAGCACAAGGUUAUACAAGGAAAGGAUGAAGCGACUAUAUGAUCAGAAAAUUGUGGAGCGCAAUUUCAAAGCCGGGGACAUGGUACUACUGUACAACUCAAGAUUGAGAUUAUUCCCGGGUAAGUUAAAGUCACGAUGGUCUGGCCCAUUUCGGGUUGUUGAAGUCUUUCCGUCAGGAGCUGUGGAAGUUGCUGCUGAGAAUGGCUCUCGCAAUUUUAGAGUCAAUGGUCAGCGGUUGAAGCUAUAUGUGGGAAUGAGUGAACCUAAAGAUGGAUCUGCACUGCACUUGAACGAACCACAAUGGUCGAGCGAGCCGUAA
Molecule: messenger RNA, 390 nt
Organism: Nicotiana tabacum (common tobacco)
Lineage: Eukaryota; Viridiplantae; Streptophyta; Magnoliopsida; Solanales; Solanaceae
Source: RefSeq, a predicted model, not a curated record